AUGAGCCUUCCAUAUGAAGUACGAGCAUCACCAGGUAAAGGCUAUGGUGUGUUUGCGACUCGAGAUGUCUCCGCUGGCACCUUGAUCUUGGCCGAUCAACAUGUGAUGGUCAUUGCUAAAGAAGCAGGGAAACGACAGGACUCGGAGGACGACAUAGAACGCGCUUUCAAACAGCUGAAUCAACAGCAAGCCGAGCAGUUACUAGCAUUGCACGCAGGCCCGGAAGAUGGGCGAAGUCUCGUGGAAAGGAUUUACACUACCAAUAGAUUCGGCGACUUCGACUCGACUUACAUGUGCCUGAACAUAGCACGAAUCAAUCACGCUUGUGGUCCUAACGUAGCCUCUACAGCUGGCGAGACCAAUGAUGUGGACAAUAUCAGAGCCAUUGCGCCGAUCAAGAAGGGCGAUGAGAUCUGCAUCAGCUACAGGUCUGACCUCUGCUGGAUCAUGACUCGAGAGCAAAGACAGGCACUUCUUCAGUCCUGGAACUUCGACUGCCAGUGCUCUACCUGCGACCGAUCCGUGGAAGACAUCGAGCUCAGCGACUUCCGUCGCAAGAUCAUAUUUGCACUUCGCUGGAAGACCGUGUUCGAUGACCCAGUCGAUCUGUCACACUACGACUCGACCGACUUCCGUGACACUGAGGAGGUCUACGAUGCUCUCAAUGAGCCCGAUUCCCACGAGUCAAGCACUACCAGUCUCAGCACUAUCACAGCCUAUCAACUUCUCCUCGCCCAUUUCCUCGAAGCGGAAGGAGUCGAAAGAGACCUGGUCGGUAAGGCAUACUAUGAAGCCGCUAUAACGCACUUUGCGUACCUAGCAGCUAUGGACGAGAACGUGAUUCCUCUCCAGUGGGGUAUCAACGUUCGAGAGUGGAUGCAGAAAGCCAUCAAGUUCGUUUCCGACUUCUACGGCUCCGACUCUGCCACUGCCGAGCAGUACCGCAAGGAUUGGGAGACUAUGCAACUACUGCCUCAGCUGGCACUAUUACUCGAAAUGUGCGACCUUCCUACAACACCAACUCGAUCACUCACUGUGCAAGAUGUUAUCUUACAGAAAGUCUGCAUUACGGCAGACUUAGGGCACGAAGUUGGCCAGCGUCCUUUCGCUCUUCGCUUCGCUACACUGCCCGACGGACAAGCGGCAGUUGAGUGUGUUGAUGAGAAGGAGUGUAGGGACUUUGUACGAGCGCAGAACUUAGAUACAGAGAUCAGGGAGAAGGCUGUCAGAGAGCGGGAUACUUUCGUGGAGCAGUAUAAAGUCGUCGUGGAGAUGAGGGAGAACCUGAGGGACAUGAAGGAGACAGAAGCGAGUGAACGGCCUCUUUCUGGAAGAGAUGCCUGGAAUGUGAUCGAAUGA
Fulvia fulva is the source of this 1359-nucleotide messenger RNA. RefSeq lists its product as uncharacterized. Gene Ontology annotation, molecular function: protein binding. NCBI's taxonomy places the organism in Eukaryota, Fungi, Ascomycota, Dothideomycetes, Mycosphaerellales, Mycosphaerellaceae. The transcript has 3 exons. The record is from RefSeq and is a predicted model, not a curated record. Bases 1 to 1359 code for a protein of 452 amino acids.